UGUUUUCAGUAGUUUCUUGUGUUGUGAUCUUCGGGAUUACAAUUUAAAUUCCGGCCAACUUCGCAGAUUAAGUACAAUUACACUAACAAAGCUCAGUUGUUCUUAUAAUAAAAUGGCCCCUGACUGGCGCUACGACAUCGUGUGCUAUUUAGAGACUAAUUUAAUUUCGGAUUAGUUGACCGGAAGUUGUGUUUUGGCGCUGAAAUACCGGUUUGAAUAAUGGUUUUACUGUGAAAGGCUUGGCGGAAGUGUGCUGUAUGCUAGCUUGAUCCAGCUCUCUUAUCGUCCACACGACAUCGGGACUCAAUGAUAACAACGUGGGUCCCUCAGCGGCGGAGUUCUCGCUCUCUACCACUCACGUGUCUGUGAUUUGAAGUAUCGGACUGAAAACUGUGACAUGUUGUUAUCAGUGUAACAACACGUUGCGCCUGCGCCCUGAACCUACGUGUUUUUUUUCUCCUCCUCAGCGUGAGGUAUGUUGCUUUGCUUGAAAAUCAGCAGCUGCUGUACAGAGCAGAUCCAGAGAGCGACAUCAGACACACGGACAACACACACCGACACACCCGGCUCCUGGAUCAUCCACCUGGGGCCGAGACCGAGUAAUGUGCAGUCGAGAGCCGGAUGAGUCGUCUUGGUCUAUUUUUCUUUAAUGUGGAAGACGCUUUCUCUCAUGCAUUCUGAAUGAUCCCCGCAGCCAGCUCCACGUAUUGAGAUGAUCUAUUUCUGUGAUGGCGAAGGGUCUGUUUCCACGGGCCUGGGUGAAAAGGUCUUUCUAUUUCCAGGCUCGAAUCUCCUUUGUUCGAGUGAAGUACCUGUUCCUUACAUGGCUGACCGUGCUGGUGGGGAGCUGGGUGCUGUAUGUGCAAUACUCCGCUUACACAGAGGUGUGCAGAGGACACGAGUGCAAGAACGCCAUUUGUGAUAAAUACAGGAAGGGCAUCAUCGAUGGCUCUGCCUGCAGCAGUCUGUGUGACAAAGAAACCCUCUAUUUGAGCAGGUGUCAGUCAAUACUGUCAAACAACCAGGUAUACACGGGAAGCUGGGGAGACCAUGAUGGAAUCAUCCGCUGUAAACUGGGGGAGGUUUUGCACUACGAGUUGGGUGAGGAGCCGGAGCCUCGGAAGGAGACCCCUGUGUUCGACAAGCCCACUAAAGGCACAUCAGUGGAGAAGUUCAGAGAAAUGGUCUUUAAUCACCUCAAGUCUAAGCUUGGAGAGCAGGCCAACCUCGCCAGCCUCGUCAGCCAGAUCCUGUCUGUCGCCGAUGGCAACAGAGAUGGGCGGGUGUCACUGCCAGAGGCUCGCUCUACAUGGGCCCUCCUGCAGAUGGACGAGGUUCUGCUGGGCCUGCUGCUCCAAGACCGUGGACACACUCCUCGCCUCCUGGGCUACUGCGGGGACCUGUACAUGACAGAGCGAGUCCCCUACGGGCCCCUGUACGGUUUGUCUCUACCAUGGCCGCUGGUGUCCUGGGUGCCGAGCAGUUUGCAGCGCACUAUGGACCAGUGGUUCACGCCUUCUUGGCCUCGCAAAGCCAAGAUCUCCAUGGGUCUGCUGGAGCUGGUAGAGGAUAUCUUCCAUGGCACUUACGGCAGCUUCCUCAUCUGUGACCUAACCGCUGCACACUUCGGUUACACUGACCGCCACGAGCUCCGUCUCACCAACACCCGAGCCGUUGUUCCCGAAGACGAGUUCAAGCGCACAAUGCGUGUGCUGAAGUGCGAGACAGAUGCUGACUGCGUGUACGGGGUGGACUGCUGGACAUCAUGUGACACGUCGGAGAAAAGGUGCAGGGAGGAGCCCAUCCAGCCAAACUUGGCGAAAGCAUGCGGUGCACUGAAGGACUACCUCCUGCGUGGGGCACCGUCAGCAAUGAGGGAGGAACUGGAGAGGCAGUUGUACGCCUGUAUGGCUCUGAAGGGUAACGCUGGACAGAUGAACAUGGAGCACUCGCUUAUCCUCAACAACCUGAAAGCUCUGCUGUGGAGACAGAUCUCACACACCAAGGACUCGUGACGAGGAGAAGAAAUCUUCCAAAAAUCAGUUUCUUACGUAGAGCUGAGCAAUGAAGAUGCUGUGAUAUAGAAGGUGCAAAUUUAAUGAAGUCAUUUUUAUCAACUCUUAACACUUGUGAAUAAAUUGAUGGACUGAUGGAGACUCUACCUCCUCUGACCUGCUCACAGAAGUUCAGGGCCUGGAUUUACGUACAUUUAUGUUGAAAUAAAUUGAACUGAAUGAUAGCAUGUUGCCAUCACUCACACAGACACAUUUUAUUGUAUUGUUCACCACUGUGGAAUGUUUCAGAGGCACUGCUGGACAAACAGAAUGAAUUUACGCGUGUUUGUCAAGAGCUGAGAGAUUAAAUUGCUGUUUUUAUCACAGAUGUGUGGGUUAACAUUGAAGAGUUUAUCAUUGUGGAGUUUAUUCCAUUUGGGAAAACAAGGAUUAAGUCAGUGAUUGUUGUGCAAAAGCUCCAAUUUGAAGUGUAUUGAAAUAACAAUAAUUAUUUUCGCCCCUUAAUUCUUUUCAACAAAAGAGAUUUUUAUUUGGAUCUGCACCUAAUUGCAUAAAUAUCAGUCCCUGAAAUAUGCCUGAUUUUAAUCCAUGAAUUAUUCUCAGAGAAGUCAACAAAAUUCUCACAAUGUUCAAGAAUGUGAAAAAUAUAUUUCUGGAUCCACUCUCUUAUUCUGAUCUGCACCAAAAUGUAAGGGGUUCUAUUUUGGGUACACCCGUUCACAAAAUUUCAUGGAAAUCGGUUUAGUACUUUUUGCACAAUCCUGCUAUGUGACAAACAAAUGCACAUAAGCAAAAAAAUUAAUUAAAAAUUAAAUAAAUUAGCGAAGCAACAAAUUAUUUAAAAAAUGUAUCCAGUGACAUAAAUCACUGAAGCUGUUCAUGGUGGCUCUUCUUUAAGUGGUCACAUAUCUGUAUGAUGAAGUGGUGGCAGCUCAUUAGCUUCAAUGUGAUGGUAUUCAUGUGUCAGUACUGCACAGGGUUGUUACUUUGCGUCAGUGUACUUCCAAGUUUUCCACCUGUAAGUGACAUCAUCAAUGCUGCAUCAACGACACAAAGAGAAAAUAAUUAUGUAUUUAAUUUGGUCUGUGAAUGUUAUCUAUGUGUACUAUUCACUACAACCGCAUUUUUGGUAAAUGUACUGUAUCACGUUAUCUUUUCUGGAUUUUCAUCCGUCACAGUGCCAGAGAUCAUGCUGAGGUCGUUCUAUGAUGAAUGUUUAACCACUGCUGAUGGUGAAGUUUGUCCGGUCUCAUGGUCACAUUAGAAAAAUCUAUAUAUUUUUUUCCAUGGUUCCUUCCACACUUCAGAUGUGUAACAGUGACCAUGUUGACAGCCUAACUUUAUCAUGCAUUGUUAUCAAUGCACCUCAGACAGACAUGUUAGAUAUGACCUGUAAAGCAUGUGAAGCUUGUGGUCAGUGCUGCUGUUUGAAAAUGUAAAAAAGAUAAGAAAAUGUUUACUUAUUGAAGAAACCAGCAUGAUUUUGCACAAUUAAACUACAUACCACUUCA
Molecule: messenger RNA, 3526 nt
Organism: Paralichthys olivaceus (Japanese flounder)
Lineage: Eukaryota; Metazoa; Chordata; Actinopteri; Pleuronectiformes; Paralichthyidae
Gene: dipk1aa
Product: divergent protein kinase domain 1Aa
Source: RefSeq, a predicted model, not a curated record